AUGACAUAUGCAGGUCAGAAGAAAGAGAUUCUUAUAGCGGGUCUCCAAACUAAGCGAUAUCUUCUUCCGUACCAGGUGUACGGUGCAAUCUGGAUGUUGGCGUGUGAGGUGACGACCUACUUGCGCGGCGGAUUUUGGCUGAUGACGUUGGCUAUGGCAAGGUUGACACUCAUGACCAUUCUGACUGUGCUGACCUUGAGAUGGAUCGAAAUUGUUAUGCAGCGAGCUUGCGCCAAUCCUUACACCGGGCUUAAUGAUACCCUCUACGGACAUGACACAGACCUCCCCAUCUGA
This is a messenger RNA of Aspergillus piperis CBS 112811, 294 nucleotides long. RefSeq lists its product as uncharacterized. The transcript is spliced from 3 exons. Lineage: Eukaryota; Fungi; Ascomycota; Eurotiomycetes; Eurotiales; Aspergillaceae. The record is from RefSeq and is a predicted model, not a curated record. The coding region runs from base 1 to 294 and encodes 97 amino acids.